Messenger RNA from Perkinsus marinus ATCC 50983, 868 nucleotides. RefSeq names its product acylamino-acid-releasing enzyme, putative. Gene Ontology annotation, biological process: proteolysis. Gene Ontology annotation, molecular function: serine-type endopeptidase activity. NCBI's taxonomy places the organism in Eukaryota, Perkinsozoa, Perkinsida, Perkinsidae. The transcript has 5 exons. The annotation marks the transcript as partial. The record is from RefSeq and is a predicted model, not a curated record.
AGGGUGGAUCACCCCCCACCAUCUCACUCGUGCAAGGGGAGUCCUGCACUGGCCUAUUGGUAACCCCUGCUGUAUGGAAUGAGCAGUUAGUCGCCAGAUUGCACGGCGGCCCUCAUAGUUUUAGUGCUAAUGCAUUCGUUGGAGAGGUGGCUUAUCUGCUGCAGGCAGGCUUUGCUGUUGUAUUGCCCAACUAUAGAGGAUCUACAUCAUUCGGAUUGGACUUCCUCAAUGCUCUUCCUGGCCAUGCUGGUACUAUGGAUGUUGCUGAUUGUGACGACAUAGUCGUGCAUGCUAUACAAGACCUCGAGAAGAGCACAGGUAAGAGGGUUAAGGGGGUCAGCUUAUUUGGCGGCUCGCAUGGAGGAUUCCUAUGUGGACAUCUGGUCGGGUCAUCGGAUGCAACAGUGAGGGGAAGGUAUCAAUGUGGCAUACUGUGGAAUCCAGCUGUGGAUUUACUCUCCCAAUGCCUCACUACGGAUAUACCCGAGUGGUGCUUUGUGGAGGCCUUUGGGGAGAGGGAUGGGGCCUCAGACUUUGACUAUCAACCUCUGACCAAGGAGCAGAUGGGGAGGAUGAGAGAGGUCUCAGCCACUCAUCUGGCUAAGAAUGUUGACAAGCCUGUUAUUGUAUUACUUGGUGAGAGUGAUCAAAGAGUACCCCAUAUGGGUGGACUGAGAUGGGCCCAAGCAGUGUCAGUUAAUGGUCAUUGUCCCUCAGUGGAUGUGUAUAUGUAUCCCGAGCAAGGUCAUGCUAUAGAUAAGCCUGAGUGUAACACUAAUACCUCAGUUCUUGUCUUAUCCUACCUCAUGACCCAGGCUUCAUCUCAUCGGGAGUAGCAAUGGUCCUCUCCAAUCGGGUUUUGUUGGUG